Molecule: messenger RNA, 1097 nt
Organism: Microbotryum saponariae
Lineage: Eukaryota; Fungi; Basidiomycota; Microbotryomycetes; Microbotryales; Microbotryaceae
Source: the annotation of a GenBank genome assembly
AUGGCCACUCUCGAACGACCCCAACUGGCGACCCAAGACUCUUUAGCAGCAGACGCCACAUCCCCCUCCGACUCGGCAGUCCCAACCCCGUUCCCACAAGAAGCCCUCAACCGAUCCACCCCGGCCGCGGCAACGCGACAAGAAUCCCGUUCGCCCAGUGUGACGCGUCGACAGUCCUUGUCGAGGGGCGUGAGUGGGAUGAUGGAUAAGGUCAAGAGGGUCAUGAGUGCUAGUCGCGAUCGAGGGACGAGUGGGGGUGAGGGAGGGGAGAGGGACCGCGGAAGGACGGGCGGACGCUUGGCCGAAGGUGCGUUCUACGACAUCCUGUUACAGACUUGCGCGCCUAUUCACUGACGAUCCCUUUGACUGGUCUUCUUUCUCCCGUGGUACGUGCGACGCGACUUGUAUCUGGAUCCCACACCACGCUCCGUCUACUUGUGACCUCGUGACCACUCCUCGAAACGCCCUUCCUCCUCCCCAGGUACGGCCGAAGAACCUCGUGGUCGAGCCGGCGCCGAGACCUACGCCGCGGCCAGUUUGAACAAAACAGCGACCAACACCACCAUCGGCACCAACGUCCUCUCCCAAACGACCUCACGUUCGACCUCUCGCGGCCGCACCCCCGCUCUCGCAGUCGGACGAGGUGGAGCCGGUAAUAUGAAAUUCGCGAUGCAGGACGGUGAGACACCGGUCCUUUCGACGGGCGAAGAACCUGCUUCGGUGGUUCAUCAAGCUCGAGUGGAGAGGUCCAGUUCAAGGGAAAGGGAAGGACGACCUGAAGUCGUUGCGAGUGGUCGUGGUGGACAGGGGAAUAUGAGGAGUCAGUCGAGAGGAAGGGAUUUGGAUUUGGCGAGGGUGCCUACGGUCGCGGAGGUGGAGGAGAAGGCCGAGAUGGAGAAGGAGGAGGCGAAGGAGAGAGAAGUGUUGCAGAAGCAUGAGAAGGAGGUGGCCAAGAAGAGGGUAUGGGCGACCGGACGAGGUCAGUCCCCGGUGCUUUGGUUGUCAGCUCGGGUGACACCAGCAGCUGAUGCUGUACCUUAUUCGGUACAGGUGGAGCGGGCAACAUUCGCUCACCCGAUCGGUCAGAUGAACGAUAG